UGUGUGUGUGUUUCAUUAUUGUGAGUCAUUAGAUAUAUAGAUAUAGAUAUAAUAUAUCUAUAGAUUGAUUAAUUAAGUCGUGUCGCCGAAAGGUGUAAAAAAACCCCCACCCAACUCAAGUCGGCUCACACACAUACACACCCAACCAACCAUUUAUAUCCCCUUUUUCCGGUCAACUCUCCUCCACCACUACCACCACCAACCACCACAAUCAAUCAAUCAAUCAAUCUCUAAUUAGGGUUUCUAUUUCCCCCCCUUUUUUUUAUUCUUUCUUUCAUUUCUUCAUCAAAUGAUUUAAUUGAGAAAAAAAUGAUGGAAAGUCAAAGUUUGGUAGCUGAAAGUCAACAUCCGGUUCCUAAUUCUGUUAAUCCACCACCGCCACAGCAACAGCCACCGCCACAGUCACAGCCACCGAUUGUAACUGUAAAUGAUUCAGUGAAUAACGGAGGAUUAGAAGUAGUGAUUAAGAAGAAAAGAGGACGUCCACCUAAAUCUCAAUCUCAAUUUCCAGCUCCACUUCAACUUCCUAAACCUAAACCGAAGCCGAAACCGGUAUCGAUUUCUUCGCAGUGUGUUCACAAGCAAAAAGAUGAAGAAGAUGUUUGUUUUAUUUGUUUUGAUGGCGGUAGUCUCGUUCUUUGCGAUCGCCGGGGAUGUCCAAAGGCGUAUCAUCCGGCUUGUAUAAAACGCGAUGAAGCAUUCUUUGAAUCCGCGGCUAAAUGGAAUUGUGGUUGGCAUAUAUGUAGUAUAUGCCAGAAGACGGCACAUCAUAUGUGCUAUACUUGUACGUAUUCAUUGUGCAGGGGUUGCAUUAGAAAAGCUGAUUAUGUGUGUGUCAGAGGUGAUAAAGGUUUUUGCACAAUAUGCAUGAAAACCAUCAUGUUGAUCGAGAAUAAUGGUCAGGGCGAGGAUGGAAAGGUUCAAGUCGAUUUUGAUGAUAAACUUAGCUGGGAGUAUCUAUUUAAAGUGUAUUGGGUCUACUUAAAAGGAAAAUUAUCAUUAACUCUGAAUGAACUUAUGGAAGCUAAAAAUCCCUGGAAAGAGACAUGUACAAUAUCUUCAUCUCUUCCAUCAAACGGUGUACAUAACAAAGCCAUUGAACUGAGGAGCAUUACAUCACCAACAUCUGUUCAUAAUGUGGAGGAAAAUGAAUCUAAAAGAAGAAAAGUAGAUGAACAGAUCAAUAUACCCCCUGAAGAAACUGUAAAUAUGGAAAAACCAGAUAAUGCUAAAAGUGAAGGUGUAGCUGUGGUAGAGUGCAAGGACUGGGCAACAAAAGAGCUAUUGGAUUUUGUUGCACAUAUGAAGAAUGGUAAUACCUCUGAAUUGUCUCGGUUUGAUGUCCAGGCACUUAUGAUGGAGUACAUAAAUAAAAAUAAUCUUUGGGAUGCUAAAAAGAAAACUCAGAUCAUAUGUGAUUCUAGGUUAAAUAGUCUCUUUGGAAAACCACGUAUUGGUCACAUUCAAAUCUUGAAGCUUCUAGACCACCACCUUUUAGUAAAAGAAAACUUGAUUAAAGAAAACUUGGUUAAAGAAAACUUGCGGAAGACCAGGGUUAAACGGACUGCAGUACCAGAAGAUGCUGAUUGGACCAGUGACAAUGUGUCGACUAUAGGGAAAGAUAAAAAACGUAGGAAUCUUGAUAAGGAUAAAGAAGACGCAUUACAGAAUAAGUUGGACGAUUUUGCUGCAGUUGAUGCUUACAAUAUGAAUUUGAUAUACCUGCGGCGUGAUUUGAUGGAAAAUCUUUUAGAAGAGAGUGAAAAUUUUCAUUGCAAGGUAGUUGGGUCAAUUGUCAAAAUAAGAAUAUUGGGUAGUGAUCUGAAGCAUGAUAUGUACAGACUUGUUCAAGUUGUAGGUACAAGUAAGGUGGAUGUACCAUAUAAGAUUGGGAACAAAUCGACGGAUGUUAUGCUUGAAGUCUUAAACUUAGACAAGAAGGAGACUAUAUCAAUUGAUACCAUUUCAGACCAAGACUUUUCCGAGGAAGAAUGCAGACGUCUGCAACAAAGUAUAAGAUGCGGUCUUGUAAAUCACUUCACUGUAGGUGAAAUACAAGAAAAGGCCGUUGCCUUGCAGUCACUCAAGCUAAAUGAUUGGAUGGAGAAGGAGAUAUUGCGGCUCACUCAUCUUCGUGACACGACUAGUGGAAAAAAAAAUAAGAAGGGCUAUAGAGAAUGUGUGGAGAAACUUGAACUUCUGAAAACUCCAGAUGAGCGUGAGCGCAGGCUACAGCAAAUUCCGGUGGUUCAUUCUGAUCCAAAAAUGAAUCCACAUUAUGAAUCAGAUGACACUGAAGAGUAUUUCAACAAAGAACAUGGAGAUCACAUGGAGUCUAAAUAUUCUGGUGUCAGCAGCAAGAGUUCACGUUCUCCUAUAAAGAGAGCAGGGAGAUCAAACGAUGCUGAUAAUUGGUCACCGAAAGAUGAGAAACUAAGUAUGAAAGGGGGAUCUACCAAAGAGACAGUGAGCAUACAAGUGGAAAAAGUGGCCUUGGCUUCAACAUUGGAACAUUCACAACAGGAGGUCGAUUUUAAGGGUUCAACAGUUACCAAGUUGGAUCAGCAAGCCACAAUAAGGUCACCAGUAUCCAACAAUUCACCAGAAACAAUAGCUUCAUCUCCUAAUGAUUCAGUAUGGCAUUACCUUGAUCCAAAUGGAAAAGUUCAAGGCCCAUUUUCUCUCAUACAGCUUCAGAGGUGGAAUACAACUGGAUAUUUCCCUGUUGAUAUGAGGAUAUGGGCGAACCACAAGGACAAAUCCCUGCUUUUGAACGAUGUUCUAAGAGACCAGUUCAGCAACUAUGAGAACGUAAUUCUUACCAACAAAGUUAGUAAUCAAGUUGAAGGUCACAAUGUUUGCAGGGCAGCUCCAUCAUCCAUUGUUGCUGCAACUCAGUAUGCCGAGGAGAAGUUAGCUGACAAUAAUGGUUCCUCAGGACAAUCUUUUGGACAGAACUGGAGUGCUAAUAAAACUUUGAACUCUAGCCCCUUAAAUGAACCAACUGUACACCUUAAUCCCGUAAGUGGAGCUGAUAUCAGGCAUGCCCCUGCAGCUGUCAUUGAUUUGCCUGCUCCUUCACCAAAGAAGAUGGUAGAUGAAAAGGAGAAGAUACUAUUGGUUCAGGAUUCAGGGAACCCCCCAAGUUGGAGUAGUGCUUCAAGUCUAGUAGUUGGUGGGGGGGCGAAAGUCCCAGUUUCUAAUGAAUGGGAUGGAGGUUCUUUUCCAGCCAAACGUGAGCAGUGGGUUGACUCAGGAAUUGUAUCCGUUUCUUCUUUUAAAACUCCAGAGGUUGCAGGGGAUCAUGUUGCUACUCCGACCUCCAACAUUGACCACAAUGUUAAUCAAUCACAGCCUGCAGGUAAUGAUUUUACAACAUGGCAUGGAAUGGGCGAAAUGAUCGAGUUUAGCACUUUAGCAGAGGAAUCCGUUUCAGAUCUGUUGGCUGAAGUGGAUGCUAUGGAGUCACAACAUGGGUUGCCAUCACCCACUUCAAGGAGGAACAGCUUUGUUGAUGAUUUGUUUAAUGGGUCAUUUGAUGAGUUCAGUCCUACCCCUGAUCAGGGUACAAGAAGCGAUGGUUUUAGCUCUAGUGGAGAUAUUCAAUUACCUUGUCAGUCCACGAACCCGGCUACCACCACGACCACAACCGCUACCACAGAUGAACAUCUAGUUGGUUUUGAUUUUAUGAAGACAUCAAAUGGGGUUCAGCAACAUUCCUUUAUCACUCCUGAUGUGGCUGUUAGUGGUAUUCCUCACAGAACAAAUUCCGAGAGUUUGGGUUUUAAGUGGACGGAUAUGGAGAGAGCUCCACAGGGAAUGAUUGACAUAAAUGCAUCUGCUAAAGCAGAAGGUGAUGAGGGAGAGAUGGAAACAAAAAUUGGUGAAGUGGAAGCGAAGGAAAAUGGAAAUUACAAUUUUCAUCAGUCACUUGCACAAGGUGAUACACGUCAUAGUCAUGGCGGUUCUGAAACGAGUCAUGGAGGGCCAGGAGGUGGCAUUGUACAAAAUCCAGAACAAAUGCUGGAAACAAAGUCUGGCGAACCCAUGCAAGCACCAAAGAGCUUUGGUAUUGGUGCAAAGUUAGUCAGCAGAGUUGCUCAGAUCAAAGGGUUGGAAGGUACAACCAACCACAGGAGAGAAGACACGGAGGAAGAUGGUGAAUUUAUCAAGCCAGAAGAGUCACAACAACAAAAACAAUUGCCUCCACCACCACCGCCGCCGCCCUUGACAUUGGGACUGGAUCCAUUUGACCCGUCUAACUUGCAAUCAGACACAACUCAAGGUAAAUCCAAUCAUACAGGAAGACCAGGUGAAGGUCGGAGUGGGAACAUAGGGUGGGACCUGAACCCGAACACCGAUCCAAACUCAACCUUAAACCCAAAUCCAAGCCCAAACCAGCGCAGGUCUGGUUCGGAAAGGUUCAACAGUAGUAGUAAUAGCCCGCGAGAGAGAAGUCAUCAUGUUGAGGAGCCAGGAUAUACCAGGAGCAGUAGGAGUUCGUCGAACAAACAGUCUACAUUGGGUAGUGGUAAUGGGAACGUAGGGUGGGACCUGAACCCAAACCCAAACGCUAAUCCAAACCCAAAUCCGCGCAGGUCUGGUGGGGAAAGGUACAACAGUAAUAGUAAAAGUCCACGGGAGAGAAGUCAUCACGUUGAUGAACCAGGAUAUACCAGGACCAGUAGGAGUUAUUGGAACAAACAGUCUUCCUUGGGUACCGGUAGCGGUGGAGGUCAUUCAAAGCCACCAUCUAAAGGGCAGCGGUGUAGAUAUUACGAGAGCGGCAGGUGCAAGAAGGGAGCUUCCUGCAAGUAUCUGCACACACCAAAAUGAGAGGGUGGUGUGUUGGUUGGUUGGUCCUCAUUUUGGUUGGUUUGUUGGUUGGUCCUCCUUUUUGUAUAAUCAGUUAAUUAAUUAAUAUAUGAAUAUCAAUAUUAUGAUAAUUAUUAUUAUUAAGGCGUGUUGUCAGGUGGCUCUAUAUCUGUUAGUUUUUAGUCAAUGUAACUGGUGUCAAUUAAAUUAAAUUUUCAGGGUCAUAAAGAUCAA
Molecule: messenger RNA, 5049 nt
Organism: Erigeron canadensis
Lineage: Eukaryota; Viridiplantae; Streptophyta; Magnoliopsida; Asterales; Asteraceae
Product: zinc finger CCCH domain-containing protein 44-like
Exons: 10
Coding region: 310-4836 (1508 amino acids)
Molecular function (GO): metal ion binding; DNA binding; protein binding
Source: RefSeq, a predicted model, not a curated record